Messenger RNA from Hippopotamus amphibius kiboko, 1545 nucleotides. It is a transcript of the gene DEGS2, whose product is annotated as delta 4-desaturase, sphingolipid 2. Bases 135 to 1106 code for a protein of 323 amino acids. Lineage: Eukaryota; Metazoa; Chordata; Mammalia; Artiodactyla; Hippopotamidae. Gene Ontology annotation, cellular component: membrane. Gene Ontology annotation, biological process: sphinganine metabolic process; ceramide biosynthetic process. The record is from RefSeq and is a predicted model, not a curated record. Gene Ontology annotation, molecular function: sphingolipid delta-4 desaturase activity. The transcript has 3 exons.
GGUCCCGCCCCCCGAGGCCCCGCCCCCGAGGCCCCGCCCCGAACCCCGACCUGGUCCCCGCGCAGCGCGGGGCGACAGGUGGAGCGGAGCCGAGCCCUGCGCCGCGCCCUCCGAGCCGCGCUCCGGGCCCCACCAUGGGCAACAGCGCGGGCCGCAGCGACUUCGAGUGGGUCUACACGGACCAGCCACACACGCAGCGACGCAAGGAGAUGCUCGCCAAGUACCCGGCCAUCAAGGCCUUGAUGCAGCCGGACCCUCGCAUCAAGUGGACGGUGCUGGGGAUGGUGCUGGUGCAGCUGCUGGCCUCCUGGCUGGUGCGGGGGCUGGCGUGGCGCUGGCUGUUCUUCUGGGCCUACGCCUUCGGGGGCUGCGUGAACCACUCGCUGACGCUGGCCAUCCACGACAUCUCGCACAACACCGCCUUCGGCACCGGCCGCCCCGCCCACAACCGCUGGUUCGCCGUCUUCGCCAACCUGCCCUUGGGCUUGCCCUACGCCUCCUCCUUCAAGAAGUACCACGUGGACCACCACCGCUACCUGGGCGGCGACGGGCUGGACGUGGACGUGCCCACGCGCCUCGAGGGCUGGCUCUUCUGCACGCCGGCCCGAAAGCUGCUGUGGCUGGCGCUGCAGCCCUUCUUCUACUCGCUGCGGCCGCUCUGCGUGCACCCCAAGGCCAUAACCCGCAUGGAGGUGUUCAACGCCCUGGUGCAGCUGGCGGUCGACGCCGCCAUCUUCACCCUCUGGGGGCUCAAGCCCAUGGUCUACCUGCUGGCCAGCUCCCUGCUGGGCCUGGGCCUGCACCCCAUCUCGGGCCACUUCGUGGCUGAACACUACAUGUUCCUCAAGGGCCAUGAGACCUACUCCUACUACGGGCCCCUCAACUGGAUCACCUUCAACGUGGGCUACCACAUGGAGCACCAUGACUUCCCCAGCAUCCCGGGCUGCAACCUGCCCCUGGUGCGGAAGAUCGCGCCCGAGUACUACGACCACCUGCCCCAGCACCACUCGUGGGUGAAGGUGCUCUGGGACUUUGUGUUCGAGGACUCCCUGGGGCCCUACGCCAGGGUGAAGCGGGUGUGCAAGCUGGCGGAGGAAAGCCUGUGAGCCAGCCGGCCGGCGCCCUGAGCGCACGGCGCCUGUGGCGCUGGCCCUGCCGCCGGCCUCAGGGCCCGGGGCGGGGAGCCGGGCCUGUGCUUUCAGGGUGCUGCCCGGCCUCGCCCCGCCCGCCUGCUGCAGGGCGGGCGGUCACCUGUGCUCCCCGCCCAGUGCCCAGAACUGGUUUAGCUGCACUGGGUUCCUGCACCUGAGGCUGCUGCGCUUCCCCCCAGCAUCCCCCGGAGCCUCGAGACCACGCCCGGCGACAGCGGGCACGGAUGGCAGCCUGGAGAGGCUUGGUCUGCGCGUGGACUGGUGACCUCAGGCCGGGCUCUCCCUUUCCAGGCCCCACCGGCAAGUCCUGGCCCUGCCCUGGGUGCUCUGUGCCCAGGGAGCUGAUUUCUCUGGCGUUCCCACGCCCUAAAUUAAAUCCAGUGUUUGUUUUCGA